Molecule: messenger RNA, 303 nt
Organism: Gongylonema pulchrum
Lineage: Eukaryota; Metazoa; Nematoda; Chromadorea; Rhabditida; Gongylonematidae
Source: the annotation of a GenBank genome assembly
AUGGGAAGCGUCCUGAUGUGGCUAAAAAAAUUGAAAAUGUUGAAAUACAAACAUCUGUUUGACAACAAUUCGCAGUUUGUUCUUUCGGAUCUCGACGAAAUUCUUAACCAAGAGUAUCUUUUAUCGCUGGAUAUUUCACAAGAAGAUGCUGCAGUAAUGCUCAGCUCGUAUCUCGAUUGGUUCACUGUUUUCAAUGCGCAGCGAUUAAGCAGCUUAUCUUCAUCGGGCUCAACAGUGCGAGUGCACCGAACCCGUGUCAGCGAUUCAUUCCGUACGCCUUCGGAUGCUUCGUCAUCAGCGUAA